UGACUGAGGAUGGAUAAAGACCCGAGAUGUAUUACUGAGAUGAUACUGAACCUCACCCUGGAGAUCAUCUACCUGCUGACUGGAGAGGACUAUGGACCUGUACAGAAGUCAUCCAAUCGGCAUACGACACCUAGCAGCCUUACCAGCGUGUCAGAAUGGAGCAGAAGUCAAAGUCCCAUUAUGGAGCCUCCACCCCCCUCCCUGAGACCUGAGAGAAACAAAAAGAUUCUGGAAGUCACCCAGAAGAUCAUGGAGCUGCUGACGGAUGAGGUUCCUAUAAGGUGUCAGGAUGUCACUGUCUAUUUCUCCAUGGAGGAGUGGGAGUAUCUAGAAGGACACAAGGACGUCUAUGAGGACGUCAUGAUGGAG
Staurois parvus is the source of this 369-nucleotide messenger RNA. The record is from the annotation of a GenBank genome assembly. NCBI's taxonomy places the organism in Eukaryota, Metazoa, Chordata, Amphibia, Anura, Ranidae.